AUGGAAGAGAAACACCAAACCAGUUCUUCAUCCGACAGCAUCCAUAAUGAUAAGGAAUACUAUACCGGCGAUGUUGCUUCGAUCGAGCAGCAAGAAUCAGUCGAGAAAAAGGAACCUUACAAGCUGAAACGCACACUUAAGGCUCGGCAUUUAUCGAUGAUCUCGUUGGGUGGCGUCAUUGGUCAAGGCUUGUUCUUGUCGGCUGGUGGCAACCUGUAUCAAGGAGGCCCUGCUGGUGCAUUAAUUGCUUAUGCUAUCAUUGGCUUCAUUGUCUUUUGGGUUGCAUACUCGCUAGGUGAAAUGGCUACUUAUAUCCCGGUUUCUGGAUCAUUUACUAUCUUCGCCCGACGCUUUGUGGAUCAUUCAUUCGGUGCAAUGAUCGGUUACAAUUACUGGGCUUGUUGGGCUAUUGUUGUCGCAGCUGAAUUAGUGGCUUUACCGCUUGUCAUGACAUUUUGGACCACGGUAGUACCUGACUGGGCAUGGUCUCUCAUGUGGCUCGUUAUUAUCUUUAUCCUUAAUCUUUUCGGUGCUCGUGGAUAUGGUGAAGCUGAAUACUGGUUCAGUAUGAUCAAGGUUUUGACCAUCAUCAUUUUUAUCAUUGUUGGUGCUUUCAUCUCGGGCGGUGUGAUUGGUGACGAAGUUUACGGCUUCAAGUAUUGGGAAAAUGGCGGUGCCUUUCCCCAUGGUGCUCUUGGCGUGGUCAACUCGUUUGUCUUGGCAUCCUUUAGUAUGAUGGGCACUGAAAUCAUUGGUAUCACUGCUGGUGAAUGUAGUAACCCUCUCAAGCAAGUUCCACGUGCCAUUAAGAACGUUGUUUGGCGUAUCGUCAUCUUCUAUCUUUGCUCAGUCUUUAUCAUGGGCCAAAUCAUUCCUUGGGAUGACAAGCACAAUCUUAACAAGGACAGCCAAGACGCAACCGUAUCACCUUUCACUCUUGUCUUUGAGAAGGGAAGCUUGGAUGCCGUGGCACAAAUUAUGAACGUUGUCAUCUUGAUCACUGUGUUGUCUUGUGCUAAUAGCGGUUUGUAUGUAUCCACGCGUACAUUGUGUGCACUUGCAGAGGAAGGCAUUGCAUGGAAGCGACUUGGCUACAUUAAUCGAUGGGGUGUGCCCAUUUAUGCAUUGACAUGCUCAGCUCUCGUGAGCGUCGUUACCUUUGUUACUUCACUUAUUCCCGGUAAAGCACUGUAUUCGGUGCUUACCAGCUUAUCUGGUGUUGCUGGAUUUGUCACAUGGGCAGGUAUUGCUCUUUCCCAUUACCGGUUCCGCUUAGCUUUCAAGGCACAAAACAAGGACUUUUCCAUUAUUCCCAUCCGUGCCCCAUAUCAUCCUUUCGGAGAUCUCUUUGUCAUGGUUGCAUGCUGUGUCAUUGCAUUGAUGACCGGCUAUUCAUACUUUUAUCCCCCAGACCCCGUUGGCCUUGUGGGUAACUAUGCUGGUAUUAUCCUGUGUGCAAUUGGUUGGGCUAUCACCAAAUGGUGGACCAAGUCAAAAAUGAUUCCUCCCGCUGAAAUUGAUGUCGACACGGGUGUAUCAGACCAAAUCGGCAAGCAAGAAGAAGAAAAGACUGAUAUCACCGGCAACUUCUUCCAACGGAUGUGGAAGCGCCUCCUUAUUAUCUUUACUUAA
Molecule: messenger RNA, 1632 nt
Organism: Lichtheimia ornata
Lineage: Eukaryota; Fungi; Mucoromycota; Mucoromycetes; Mucorales; Lichtheimiaceae
Exons: 15
Coding region: 1-1632 (543 amino acids)
Biological process (GO): amino acid transmembrane transport
Cellular component (GO): membrane
Molecular function (GO): amino acid transmembrane transporter activity
Source: RefSeq, a predicted model, not a curated record